UCAAAAAUGUGACUAAUUUUGUAAAAAUAAAAUUUAUCGGUAAAAUUAAGACAAAAAAAAAAAGUUUCUUUUUAACUAAAGUUUUUAGCACAGUGUUGGUGAAGUGCAACAUAAUUCGGACAGUGAAGCUAAUCUAAAUAAAGACACACACAAAAGAUUAAAUUUUACAAUUUUUAUUUGAAAAAAACGACAACAAAUGUUUAUUUCGAUUACUUUCGUUUUCCAUUAUCGCACCAUCAUCUAAACUGUAAUCCAUACCCACCGACAAUACUCAGUUUUUUGUUGUUGCAAAGUCUUCUUCUUUCUUCACUAUAAUUAACAUCGUACGGAAAUUCGGACAUUAUGAGUAUAAUCGAUAGCGGUAGAUAUCGCCUGAGGAAAGAUUGGGCGAGUGUCUCGAUACCAUCAUUGGUUGAUAUCGAUGAACGUGCUGAUGAUGAUGUCGAUGAGACAGAUAAUGCGACUUUAAAUGUAACAUCACCGUUGCCACAAAAUGCUCAAAAACCACCCAGACGCAGUUCAUUGGCAUUAAGUUUAUUCUCCAAUAAAGCCGACAAAGCUCAGAAACGGCGAAGCUCGAUUGCUGUUACGUUUUUCAAACGGGACAACAGUAAGAAUUCUUCAAAAGAAUCAUACGAGUCGGCUGUAAAACAUGAGAAAAGUGACGGUUCGAAUGCAUCUAACAGUCCUGAGCUUGCAUUCAAUUCCGAUGAGAAUAUACGAUCGUCAUCACCUAAUGAACCGGAAAAAAUGAUGUAUUUCGAUGAUGGCACUAAUGCCCGGGGAAUUAUGAAAAAUUUGUUGAGUGCCGGUGGACCGAACGGUGAUGCGAUAAUUGAUAAAGAACGUUAUCGUCGUAGACGUAGUUCUUUGCAAACUAAAUUAGAUAGACGUCGUCGUAAAAAUGUCGAAGUUGCAUUUCCGAUACCCGAUCAAAGUUUGGGUUCACAAAGCGAUUUAACCAAUGAUGGUAGCUCGGCAAUUGGUUCAUCAUCGGGUGAUAUAACAUGCGAUGAUGUUGAGCCCAAUCACUCGGCCUAUUAUCCGCGACAAAAACGUCAUUCAUGGUGGAAUAUAUUCAUACCAGAUAACAUGAAAAACAGAUCACGUAGGGCUAGUCAAGAUGUUACUUUAAUGUCAGGCAGUUUUGAUAGUUUAUCGGCACCCGUGCGCAGGAGUAAAUCGCGUAGCGUUGAUCAUGGCCUUGCGUCACCGUUCGAUCUGGAUUCGUUACGUUCUAAAGUGGAAGGACGUUUUGAAAGUGUUGACAGAUUAUCAAAUGAGCGCAAAAAGACGUCUCUACCGACUAUACCUACUAUAAAUUACACGGUAGGCAAUCGCGACACUUUAACUUCGGUGGCUGCUCGAUUCGAUACCACUCCAUCUGAAUUAACACAUUUAAAUCGUUUGAAUAGUUCGUUUAUUUAUCCGGGUCAACAAUUACUGGUACCCGAUAAGAGUGCUAAAGAUAAUGUUUCAACAAGUUCCGGUGGUACGGACGAAAAAACUGCUGGUCUUAGUGCUUCGGGCAAAUCUAGUCCAGUCGAGCCCAAAUUGUCCAUCGAUGAGCAAAAUGAUGAUAGCGAUAUAUUGGAGAGUCUGCGUCCUGGUUCCCCAAAGCCUGGCCGCAUAGAAAGGAUUGACGUUAGCGACCGCAGUGAUAUGAAUAAGGCGGAUGAUCCUAUAAUUACUCAGCGCUUUCUCAAAAUCAAUGUACGUCAUAUAACUGAUGGUCAGGGAGUCGUGGGCGGCGUUCUUUUAGUUACGCCGAACGCGGUAAUGUUUGAUCCUAAUGUCUCGGACCCACUGGUUAUUGAACAUGGUCCAGAGAGCUAUGGCGUAAUCGCUCCCAUGGAAUUGUGUGUUAAUGCGGCCAUAUUUCAUGAUAUUGCCCACAUGCGCGUAUCUGGUGGAGCGGUUAUUAGUGCAGAUAACACAAACACAACUGAGAAACCAGAAAUUUAUUAUCCAAAAGCAGUAUUAGAAGCUCAGAUAGUCGGCGCAGAUAACGAAAAGAGUCAGACACAAAUAGAGGAAAGUAAAGACGAUGAAAGUGCGGAAGCUAAGGCCCAAACAGAAGCAGCAACUAAAGUGCAGGAUGUAGAAAGCGAGACUGAACAGGAUCAUGGAAAAUCUGUCGAAGCCAAAGAUAGUACGAAGACUGAGAUCGGUGCUGAAUCUUCAGGCGUUGACGCCAGCAACGAGCAAGAAAGGAAAGUACAGCAAAUUACCGAUACACGUACAACGCUAGAGGAGAGACGUAAAAGCCUUCUGGAUCAUCAUUGGGCUAUACCAAGUAAAGACAGAUUAAAUUUAUCUAAUUCCCGAAGAUCAUCGGAAGAUGAAGGCGAUAACGAAUCCAAUGCUACGGCCGAUAGUGGAGCAAGAGGCCAAGAUGGCCAUUCAGCCACCUCCUCAAUGAGCGGUGCUAUUGGUAAUCUAAGCGGCGCUGGUCUAGCAUCAAUGGAUCUGGAACAACUAGAACAGCUAACGAAACAAUCAUGUUACGAUUCUGGCAUCGAUAUACGCGAGCCGAUACCAAAUGUACAACCGAUACCAAAGAAAACCGUUUACAGUGAUGCUGAUAUUGUAUUGAGCUCUGAUUGGGUGCCACCGAAACCUAUAUCAACCACACCACUUAGUGAAUCGCCCCCGCGUUCUAGUGGUAUGCCGACUUGUCAAAGCCUAGAUGCAGGUACCGGUGGAACACGUAAAAAGACCUCAAGUGUCAGUUUCAGCGUAGACGAUAAUAGUGAAGGUCAGUUAACCAAUGUCAUGCCAGUUGACAAAAAUGCUGAUAAGAAAAAUAAGAUGUUAAAACGUCUGUCGUAUCCUUUAACCUGGGUCGAAGGUUUGACCGGUGAUGCAACUUCUAGUGCGGUCGCUGGUGUUAGCAAAUCAAUCGAUACUGAUUCAGCCCCUAAUACCGGCGAUUCGAAUCAGAGUGUGUUUUCAAAGGUGUUUUCAAGUUCACCCAUUACUUUGGUAUCAGAGUUGGGUGGGAAUUUGUUUUCGAAAACACCGUCCGAAGACUCUAGUGGUUCUCCGGUGCCUCCCUUAACACCGCAUUCCACUCAUUCUGAGGGUCAUAUUCCCACUGGACGUUCCUCAAUUGGUACCUUCAUGCGUCCCACAUCUUCGGAAGGUAGUUCGUCAGCAAUUAAAACAAAAGAAGUUAAAGUUCAACCGAAAUUAGAUUAUCGUUCAAUGGUUUCUGUGGACGACAAGCCAGAAUUGUUUGUUAGUGUUGACAAACUUAUACCUCGACCAGCCCGUGCUUGUCCUGAUCCACCGUUGUAUCUACGCUUACGUAUGGGUAAGCCGACCGGCAAAACUAUACCAUUACCCACCUCGGUCAUGUCGUAUGGCAAAAAUAAAUUGAGACCUGAAUACUGGUUUAGUGUACCUAAAAAUCGUGUUGACGAAUUAUAUCGUUUUAUGAAUACCUGGGUGCCUCAUCUAUAUGGUGAAUUAGAUGAAGAACAAAUCAAGAAUCGAGGUUUUGAAUUAAUACAAGACGAUACGGAAUGGACUCAGAGUGGUACCAAAAAAUCAGGUUCACGCUCUAAUAGUCAAGAGGGCGAAGAGAUCAGCGAUUUAACACGCGAAUCUUGGGAGCUUCUUAAGGCUCCGUUUGCUAAGACCUACAGCAUUAUCAAAACGGCAUCGCAUGCCGCAUCGCAUGAAAUGGAUUUAUUGGGCGGCGAGGUGUUGUCUAUGAGCAAUGAUGACUACCGCAAAGCGUCCAUAUUCCAAACGGGAUCGUUCGAUUUAGACUUUCCGAUACCUGAGCUAAUUGGUACCACCGAAAUUUUAACCGAAGAGCAUCGCGAAAAACUCUGCAGUCAUUUACCUGCUCGAGCAGAAGGCUAUUCCUGGUCUUUGGUAUUUAGUACAUCUUUACAUGGAUUCUCGUUGAAUUCAUUAUAUCGUAAAAUGCAACGUCUCGAGAGUCCCAUACUGAUUGUUAUUGAAGAUACAGAUCACAAUGUUUUUGGCGCUUUAACUUCUUGUUCCCUGCACGUAUCGGAUCAUUUUUAUGGUAACGGUGAAUCGUUGUUAUAUAAAUUUAAUCCCAGCUUUAAAGUAUUUCAUUGGACUGGGGAAAAUCUUUAUUUUAUUAAAGGCAAUGUUGAAAGUCUCUUAGUUGGUGCUGGAAACGGCCGAUUUGGUUUAUGGUUAGAUGGUGAUUUAAAUCAGGGUCGCUCGCAAUCGUGCAGCACGUACGGCAAUGAGCCUUUGGCGCCACAAGAAGACUUUGUUAUUAAAACUCUCGAAUGCUGGGCAUUUGUUUAAAAGAUUUUCUUAUGACCACACCCACACAGACACACACACAAACAC
Messenger RNA from Glossina fuscipes, 4341 nucleotides. RefSeq names its product TLD domain-containing protein 2 (gene mtd). Gene Ontology annotation, cellular component: nucleus. Lineage: Eukaryota; Metazoa; Arthropoda; Insecta; Diptera; Glossinidae. Bases 343 to 4296 code for a protein of 1317 amino acids. The record is from RefSeq and is a predicted model, not a curated record. The transcript is spliced from 19 exons. Gene Ontology annotation, biological process: response to oxidative stress.